AUGCAGGCCGUUCUGUCCAGCGACUAUUCCUUCGCCCAGUUCCGCUUCCUGCAGCGCCUCCUGCUGGUGCACGGCCGCUGGUCCUACCUGCGCAUGUGCAAGUUCCUGCGCUACUUCUUCUACAAGAACUUCACCUUCACCUUCGUCCACUUCUGGUUCGCCUUCUUCUGCGGAUUCUCCGCCCAGACGGUGUAUGAUGAGUGGUUCAUCACGCUGUAUAACCUGGUCUACACGGCGCUGCCCGUCCUGGGAAUGAGUCUGUUUGAUCAGGACGUGAACGACGCGUGGAGCUUCCAGCACCCUCAGCUCUACGUUCCCGGCCAGUUGAACCUGUACUUCAGCAAAAAGGCCUUUUUUAAGUGCGCCCUGCACAGCGGCUACAGCUCCCUGGUGCUGUUCUUCAUCCCCUACGCCGCGCUCAGCGACUCGGUGAGGGACGAUGGGAAAGAUGUGGCCGACUAUCAGUGA
Molecule: messenger RNA, 468 nt
Organism: Menidia menidia (Atlantic silverside)
Lineage: Eukaryota; Metazoa; Chordata; Actinopteri; Atheriniformes; Atherinopsidae
Source: the annotation of a GenBank genome assembly